CGUGAAGCAGAUGUGAUCAUACGCGAAAGAGAAGUGGAAAAUCGCGAGGAUGACUGUCGGAAAACCGAUCUUGAACAAAGACGUCGUUCGAUGGAAUUAAAAAGAAAGGAAGCAGAAGCAAUUGAAAUUCAAGAACAACAUCAACUAAAAGAAGAUGAUAUAAAUACCCGACUGAAAGAAUGCAAAUUAAAGCAAAUUGAAAUUAUGGCCCGCAUGAAAGAGAUAAAGCAAAAAGAGGAGAGUCUGGAAGACCAGCAAACAGAUCAAACGCUAAAGGAAAAGCAACUGCGAGAGAUGGAAAGUAGUAUCUUACAAAGAGAGCGCGAUACAAAAGCAACACUACAUCAGCAGACUGAAGCACUCAGUAAUGAGAAAGAACAACUGGAAUUAGAAAGGCAACGUUGGUACAAUGAGUGGCGCCAGAAAGAAAGCAAGAUAAAAGAAACACAAGAUCAAUGGAAUCAGAAGACAGACAAGGUUCAUGAAAUGGAAAGAAAUUUGAAAGUAAAAGAAGAAGGCUUGAACAAGAAAAUGGCCGAGUUAAGGAAAGCAGAAAACGAGAUCGUACUGAAAAAAGAUGAAAUUGAGAGAAACGAAGAAAAUCUUCACGAGGAACGCAAUCGGUUACACACUAAAGAAAAACUGCUCACAUCUCAUGAAGAAGAGUUAGACAUAAGAGAGAAAGAUAUAGGUUCUGUUGAACAUGGCAGGCGGCGAUUGGCGGAUGAUGUUGCACGUUUCGAAUCAGAGCAAAAACAACGAGAGAAGGAUUACAUGUUAAGAAUUGAAGAGCUUGAUACUAAAUUCGACGAAUUAGAGAAACGAGAACAUGUUCUGAGCAACGUACAAAUGAAGCAGAGACAAAGAGAGUUACUGAUACAGAAGAGGGAAAACUACGUACACGAGGAAGAACAAGAAACCCUGUUGAACAUUAGCAAGGAGACUGUUACAAGAACGUCAAGCGAUAGUGGAUUGACAGCUACUGAAGAACCACUUAUGUCUGAAUACACAAUUGUACAAAGAGGUGAUGACCAGAAUUCCCCACGACGUUUCCAGCCCUUUAAUAUAAAAAUUUCGCCUGGUUUGACUAUCUGGGGUCUGAAAACUAUAUUGGAUAAAGAAGAAGGAAUACCAACUCACUGGCAACGUUUUUAUUACGGAGGAAUUCAACUUGACGAUACAACAACUCUUUCUGAAAGUUCAAUUCCUUCUGAAUCCUCAAUAUACCUAAGGUUAGAUGUCCCAGAAGGUUCAACGACUAUCAUUCUGAAGACGGGACAAAGAACAAGAAUGAUCGACGUUGAUUUAAAUGAAACAGUUGCUGUCACAAAGGCACGAAUAUAUAAAUAUGAGGGCGUACCCCCUCACCAGCAAAUCCUGUUGCAUCGGGAUAUCGUUAUGGAUGAUGGUAAUUUACUUCAUGACUUCAAUCUACACAAAAACUCUGCAAUAUCAAUGAAAUUAAAUUACCGUAUUUGGGUUCGUACUAAAACCAACACACUAAUUCCACUUGAGGUAGACGAACUUUCGACAAUCAGAAAUGUUAAAUUUCUCUUGAGGGAAGCGGCAGGUGUCUGUGUUGACUCCCAGAAACUAGGAUUCAGAGGAAAGUUUCUUGAUGACAGUCGCUCUCUUAUCCACUAUAAAAUAUGUGAAGGGAGUACGAUCGAUUUGACAUGUUCUGUGAUCAUAGCUCAAAAACCAGCUGGUGAAAACCUGAAAAUGGAGUUAGAUCCAUGCGUCACAGUUAGGCAGUUGAAAGAGGAAAUAAGGAGGAUAAAAUCCAUUCCAGUCAUUAGACAGGCACUUGUAGUCCGUGAUCAACAUCUAAAUGAUAAUGAUAUGGUCAUGGAUCAUUUGAAAAAGGGAUCAGUAAUUAACCUUCACAGUGGUAAUGUUAUGAUUGUGUCCUCAUCAGGCAAGGUUAUCUUGAGUGACGUCCAGCCAUGGCAUACCGUUAUGAAAGUCAAAGAGAUGAUUGAACGUAAGACCGGGGUAUCAGCACAAAUGCAGCACUUGGAAUAUCAAGGCUCCCCAUUGGUGUCUGGCAGCCUACGACUUUCUGACUUCGACAUAAAAAAUGGCAGUGUCCUACAAAUGAAACCAAUUGAGAUUUCUUAAUUAUAAAUGGCUUCUUGAAAUAUGUCGGUUGCUACUGUCGUAAAUUGCUUUACGCAUGAUUUACGUUCAUCACACUUUGCAUCAUAUCGUCAUUUACAGUACUGUACAUGUUUAUAGACAAAUAAACAAAAUCUGAGUACCUAAGUAUUUACAUUGAACCCCAGGAGACAUGAUGUGAUGACAGAAUGUGCAUAUUUUAUUCUGAAAAAAUCAACUAUCAAUGAUUUAUAAAAAUACAAUUGCAUUAAUUCUUUUUUUUUUUUUUUGUAAUAAUAUUGCAAUAAUUAUUACGGUACUGCUUUUGAAUCAGUUUAUAUACAACACAUGGAGCAUGCCUUUCUACUUCACUAUAGCCCUAUUUAGAAAUAUAGAUACUGAUAAAAAGCUACAUUUUAUGGUCUUCAUAAUGUUUUUAAACACAACAUCAGUAAUAUUCGCAAUGUUAUUGUCUGUAUCAGUGGCGGUUCACAAGUGAAUCAGCAGAAAUGCCCUAUAAGGAAUGGUGUCGCUUGUAGUUCGUAAUGGUAAUCGAGCACUUAUUCAGCAAUUUAUAUGUAUGUUUCAAAGUGCUACACAGCAACAUUGAUUCUAUAUGUCACUUCAUCGUAUUUUUUUUUUUGUUCUAAAAUUACUAUCAAUGUGCCUUAAAGGGGACACCUCUACAUACUUCCCAAUAAGUUAUUGAAAGUGGCAUUCUCAUUAAUUUUUGUGUUAAGUGCAUCUGAUGAUUAAAAUGAAUGUUGGAACAAACAUUUGAUCAUUCCAUAAAAAAUUUGAUGUUUUAAUUAGCAUUAAAAAUAGUCUGUCAUGUCAUGCUUGUAAAAAAAUAUUGUACCAGUUAUUUCAAGUUUUAUAUAACUACUGCAAGUCAUAUUUUUACAGAUUAUUUGCAUUAAAGUAAAUAAUUUCAAUUCAUGUUUUAUUGUUCAAAAAAGGAUUCAGUGCGGAAACAAUUCAUAGCAAAAGAAGCAUAAAAUAAGAGAACAUGUAUAUAGAUUUGUUGAAAAAGAGACGAAUUCUGUCCUGAUGUCUUUGUGUUGCCGCUAUGCAGCCACUGAAUAUCUAUUUUCAUUUGUUUUUCGAAGUGAAAUAUUGUAUCUACCUAGACUUUAUACAGUAUACGAAUACUGUAUUAUGUUUGAGAGACUUUGAAAAUGGUGUAAUCUGCCCCAUGUGUCAUGCCUGAAUUACAGUAUCCACAAGUAAACAAUUUAAACUAUUUUGAUCAAUAAGUAAGAAGGUUCCAGAUUAUUGAUUUUGGCAAAUGUUGAUUUUCUGUGAGGACCAGUGAGUUUAUAUCUUGAAGUUUAAUAGUUGGGCAACGUAUUUUGAACUAUGAUAAUACAAGAAGGUUCCUUUGUUUUGUGGUAAAAAAAUACCAAAAUGAACAGGAAGAAUUUGGUGUUUGUGAUAAUCAUCAAUGUUAGUUGUAGUAAUACUUAUUAGAGUAUCAUGAGUAUUAUUGUAUCUUUAAUCAUACAAAUCUUUGUUUAGAACUCUUUAGAUCAAUAAUUAAACCAAGCCCAAUAGAUGUAAAUGUGAGCUUUCAUCUGUUUAUGUUUGUUGUUAUUUGUCUGUUCUACAUAUUGGAAAAUAAAAUGCAGAUCGAACACUGUGUAAUAUAAACCUUCAUUUAUUUUCACAACUUAGUUAUUCUUCUAAAAAUUCUCACAAUUCCAGUUACAUUAAUAAUACCCAUUCUACUAUUCAUUUGGCCUAUUUAAAAUACUGAACCAAUGUACAUAAAGAAAAUACGACUAACCAAUGCAUUUCUUCCCAAUAUUUAAUUAUGACUUGGGGACGGAAAUACAGCAUUACUAAAAUAAGUAACAUUGUCAGCAAUAUUUAAUUUUUAUAGAAUUACAAUUCUGUAUUUUAUUGAAUUAAAUUUAAAUAAUAAUAAUAAUAAUAAUAAAAAUA
This is a messenger RNA of Anneissia japonica, 4041 nucleotides long. RefSeq names its product polyubiquitin-like. The transcript has 2 exons. Gene Ontology annotation, biological process: protein ubiquitination; modification-dependent protein catabolic process. The record is from RefSeq and is a predicted model, not a curated record. The coding region runs from base 91 to 2121 and encodes 676 amino acids. NCBI's taxonomy places the organism in Eukaryota, Metazoa, Echinodermata, Crinoidea, Comatulida, Comatulidae. Gene Ontology annotation, cellular component: cytoplasm; nucleus. Gene Ontology annotation, molecular function: ubiquitin protein ligase binding; protein tag activity.